Molecule: messenger RNA, 870 nt
Organism: Nematocida ausubeli
Lineage: Eukaryota; Fungi; Microsporidia
Exons: 1
Coding region: 1-870 (289 amino acids)
Biological process (GO): nuclear envelope organization
Cellular component (GO): nuclear envelope
Molecular function (GO): protein-membrane adaptor activity
Source: RefSeq, a predicted model, not a curated record
AUGGAAAAUCGAAGACCUCUAAGAAUUCGAAAAAAAGAAGAAAUAUUCAGAAUAAAGGAGAUACAGACUGCAGAAAAGGAUGACACAAAAGGCUCUCUGCCACAUGUGUCGGAUGAGGAGCCACUUACAGAUUCAGAAGAGCAUAAUAGCUUAAGCAUCUCUACACCAGAAGAAGAAGCAAAAGAGGAAGAGAUAAAGAAGGAGGAAGUGGAGAGAAAGUUGAGUUUUUGGAGUCUAUACAUGCAGUCAUCUUCUUUUUCCGUCUGCGUGCUGGUUAUUGGUGCUGUGCUUGGGUUCUUACUCCACUCGUACUAUCGAAAUCUCGAUAAUUGCAUAAAUGGCCUAAAAGACAAAAUUGAGAGCCAAAAAGAAAGACUACUUGAGCUAGAGUCUAUUUUUCAUAGCAAGAACAGAGAAAUAGACGUGGCAGACUAUUUAGAAGGCGCGCGCAUCCUAUAUAACAUAACAACCGACCCCUACGUGGAGAAAAAGUGGUUUAAGUCAAACGUCACGGGACUAAGUGCAGAAGUAGCAAUAGACAGAGUAUGUGACAAACACCACUGUUACUCUUUCAAUGGGUCUGAAGGAAAGCUAGGGAUUGCAUUCAAAAACGAGAAGAUAAUUCGGAAGAUAGGAAUAAUGCAUCCUUUGUAUAAUGAUAGAACCUCAGCUGUAAAGUCUUUUACUGUUGAUUGUAUUAUGAAUGAUAAACACAUUAAUAUGGGCGAGUUUGAAUAUGAAAUACCUGGGGACUCUUUUCAGCAGUUUUCAAUUACUCCUACUAAGUGCACAGGAAUGAUAUUUAAAAUAAAGUCCAAUCAUGGAAAAAAGCAGUACACAUGCAUUUACAAGAUAUAUGCUUUUGAAUAA